This is a messenger RNA of Lachnellula hyalina, 2223 nucleotides long. RefSeq names its product tRNA-dihydrouridine(47) synthase [NAD(P)(+)] (gene dus3). NCBI's taxonomy places the organism in Eukaryota, Fungi, Ascomycota, Leotiomycetes, Helotiales, Lachnaceae. Gene Ontology annotation, biological process: tRNA processing. The coding region runs from base 1 to 2223 and encodes 740 amino acids. The transcript has 4 exons. Gene Ontology annotation, molecular function: RNA binding; tRNA dihydrouridine synthase activity; flavin adenine dinucleotide binding. The record is from RefSeq and is a predicted model, not a curated record.
AUGACUGAGGAAACUCGCAAUCCACUUGCGCCGGAGCAGCCGCUCAAGAGACCAUUGGAAGGACAGCAAUUGGAAGAAGCACAUCCACCACAGCCAAUCUUCCCCGAAGACUCAGCAGUCACGAAAGCUGAGAAGAUUGAAAGAAAUGGCGUCAAUGCCAAUACUGUUGAGGCUGCUGAAGCCCCAAUUACCUCGGAGGUCUCAGGACCGCCAUCAAAACGAAUCAAGGUCGACGAACAGAACGUGGAAGCUCCUAAAGUGGAUGCAAGAGACAAGGUAAAAGGAAUAGCUUUGGUGAAACCCGAAUAUCUUAUCGACACCUACAAAAGAACCACAGAUGAUUCAGGACCCCGCGAUGACGAUGCUGCAGAAGGACGAGGAACAGAUUCGAGAGAUUCGAGAGACAAUGGUGGAGGCAGAGACGGCAAAAAGAAAAAGAAAGAAAAGGGUCAGAACAAGAAGCGCGAAUUCGGAUCUUGGUUUGACAAAAUCCGAUUGUGCAACACUCUAGCCACCAGUUCUGAAUUCUCACCAAAACCCUGCAAAUUUGGAGAAAAGUGCAAUUGCAGUCAUGAUCUACGGGAGUACUUGAAGGAUGGUAAGAGGGAAGAUCUUGCGACGUUUGGGGGUUGGAAAUGUCGAUUUGUUGCAAGCCAUUCCGAAGAAGUUGUGAGAGAAGAUGGUCGUAAGGAGUUGGUCCUCAUCGAGAAGGACGGGGUGACGGCAGAAGAUGAUGAUGAUAAUGAGAAUCGAAAAGGUAUCGUCAAUGUCGUGGGAACAGAAGCAAAACUCCAGCUUGCCAAACGAAAAACAAAGACGGAUAAAGCAGAUGCAUACUUGGAAUGGAUGGAAAAGGAUGCAAGAAUUAUGGAGAAGAUUCAUCAGGCGAAGAGGGCCGAGUCCGAAACCCAGAGACAGGAAGCUCGCGCUGAAUUCGUGGAUCCUCCUUUUCUGCCUUCCGAGAAGCGAAGGAUAUACUACGGUCCAGAGACUCCAGUUCUCGCUCCUCUUACCACACAAGGCAACCUGCCCUUCAGAAGGAUGUGCGUCGAAUUUGGAGCACAACUUACUUACUCUGAGAUGGCCAUGUCGCUGCCCAUAAUUCAAGGUCAGAAGGGUGAGUGGGCUUUGAUGAAAGCUCACGAGAGUGAGAUCUCUCCACCAAGAUAUUCUCCUACAUCGAUUGUUCAAGACUAUGAUAAUUCGAAGGACCUAAAAUUCGGAGCACAGAUAUCAGCCAGCAAGCCAUGGCAAGCUGUGAAGACAACAGAGAUUCUCUCGCGGUUGGUACCACACCUUCGGGUCAUUGAUUUAAAUUGCGGAUGCCCCAUUGAUCUUGUAUUUCAACAAGGGGCUGGUUCAGCUCUACUGGAUGCUCCAUCAAAAUUGGAAAAGAUGAUUCGAGGUAUGAAUAUGGUUUCCGGAGAUAUUCCCAUCUCUGCCAAAAUUCGGAUGGGCACUAUGGAUAGUAAGCCAACGGCUCAAAAGACGAUCGAACGUCUGGCAUUCGGUGGUCACGAAUCCGAUCGACUCGGUGCGCCAGGUUGUGCGGCAAUUACACUUCAUGGAAGAAGCAGGCAGCAGCGAUACACAAAGAAUGCGGAUUGGAGUUAUAUUGCCGAAUGUGCUGCGCUCGUCAAGUCAUACAACAACAAGAAAGACGAGCUGACAGACACAGUCAUGGAGCCAGAUGCUCGCACUUUACCCAACGCCCCAGAUGGAAGGAUGUACUUCAUUGGCAACGGGGACUGCUACUCACAUGUUCAAUAUCUUGAUGAUAUCCAGAAUGGAGGAGUGGAUUCUGUGAUGGUAGCAAGAGGGGCUCUCAUCAAGCCAUGGAUUUUCGAGGAGAUCGAAAAAGGACAGUACCUUGAUAAGUCUGCUUCGGAGCGUCUUGGAUAUGUUGAAAAGUUCGUUCGCCAUGGUUUGGAAGCUUGGGGAUCAGAUGAAGUGGGGGUUGGACAAACUCGACGAUUCUUGCUUGAGUGGCUAAGUUUUGCUCACCGCUAUGUCCCAGUAGGCAUUCUAGAUCAUCUCCCACCAAGUCUACAAGAUAGACCACCUGCGUACAGGGGUCGAAGCGACUUGGAGACGUUAUUAGCUAGUGAGAACUACUUGGACUGGGUCAAAAUUAGUGAAAUGUUCCUUGGUCCCGCCCAUAAGGAUUUUCGAUUCCAGCCAAAGCAUAAGUCCAACAGCUAUGAUAUUGAGGCAGAGGGAUGA